Molecule: messenger RNA, 1192 nt
Organism: Populus trichocarpa (black cottonwood)
Lineage: Eukaryota; Viridiplantae; Streptophyta; Magnoliopsida; Malpighiales; Salicaceae
Product: ethylene-responsive transcription factor 9
Exons: 1
Coding region: 337-864 (175 amino acids)
Biological process (GO): regulation of DNA-templated transcription
Molecular function (GO): DNA-binding transcription factor activity; DNA binding
Source: RefSeq, a predicted model, not a curated record
UUUAAAAUAUUUUUUAUUUAAAUAUUUUUUUAAUUUUUUUUUAAAAUUAACACAUUAAAACAAUUAAAAUAAAUAAUUAGCAUGACACCUAACCAAAACUAUAUAUACCAUAAGUCAUUACUAAUAUUCUUCACAUAGAGCCUCUUAAUUAAAAUAAAAAAUAAUUAAAAACCCACUAAUUACCGAACAAAAGAAUACUAAACCAAAUCUCAAAACUGUCGGCGUUGACCAAGACCGUGUCCCCCCCUGUAUACACCAAAAAAACCUCCAAAUCUCUUCAGUGUCUCCCCAAACAAAAACCACAUUAUCAAACAAUCCACACAGUACACUACGACAAUGAUUGUCACAACAACCCUCUCCCUUGCUGGUUCUUCAUCUCCUUCCUCUCCAGCAGUACAGGCGAAGAAUGAGCCUCAACGCCAUUUCAGAGGCGUGAGGAAGAGGCCGUGGGGUCGAUUUGCUGCUGAGAUUCGUGAUCCAUGGAAGAAGAAGCGGAGUUGGCUUGGCACUUUUGACACAGCGGAGGAGGCGGCACUUGCUUACGACGAGGCAGCUCGAUCUCUACGUGGGCCAAAGGCAAGGACAAACUUCUUCCACAACGAUCAUUUUGCUCCCGUGCCAUUUUCGCAAACUGCGGUGGUUGGUGCAGGUGUUUUUGAGAAAUGUUGCUCGCCGGUUUGUCUUGCUGGUGAGGUGGCGAGGAUGACGAUGCCAGCGGCAUCUCCGGUGAGGUCAGAGUAUACGGGGUACAACAUGGAGACAGUGAAUGAAAACGUGGGUUUGGUUUUAAAUGAAGAGAAGAAGUUGCGUGGAGGGAAAAAACCUUUUUUGUUUGAUUUGAACUUGCCGGCACCGCUCUUUUGAGUGGUCUGGGAUUGUGGUUUUUGUGGCUGGGGCUGGGCGGAGGAAGUUGUUGAUCGGUCAAGAUUAGUUUGCAGAAUUUUGGGCCCUGUCGCUGGUUAGAUUAUGCGUCCAAUCGUGUACAGUUUAGGGUUAGGCGGAGUUUUUGGUUUGUGUUAACGUGGGGUUGAUGGUGGGAUUUAUAACAGUCAAGGGUUUUUUUUUUUCUAUAAAAAAAAUAGCAUAUCAAAUCAGCUAGCAAUUAUUCUUGAUGAAUUCAUGAAUCAAUUAAAUUAUGCGAGUUUUUUUUGGUUGCUAUGAAGAACAAGAACCCGACUACUGUAAAUCAAAA